Plasmodium cynomolgi strain B is the source of this 826-nucleotide messenger RNA. RefSeq lists its product as hypothetical. Lineage: Eukaryota; Apicomplexa; Aconoidasida; Haemosporida; Plasmodiidae. The annotation marks the transcript as partial. The transcript has a single exon. The record is from RefSeq and is a predicted model, not a curated record.
AUGUUCAACCUGAGUAGCCUAUUGAAGGCGACGAAAGUCGCCAAGCCUGCAAGCGCUGCCACACCGGACAAUGAAAAUGCAGACAAUAACGCGGAAGGGGGAAGCAGCGAGGCAGUCAAAAUAAAGAUUAUAAAUAUGCAAGAAUAUAAAACGAAGAAGUUUUUGGACGAAAGAAAAAAUGUGAAUGCAUGGAGUGCGGCCAACACCAGCGGGAAGAAGCCUGCCAAGGAGCCGAAGAAGAAGCCGGAGAAGAAGAAGGCAGAGAAGAAGAAGGAAGAGCCGAAGAAGGAGGAGGAGAAGAAAGAAGAGGAGAAGAAGGAAGAACCGAAUAAGGAAGAGCCGAAUAAGGACGAAUCCAAGAAGGACGAAGCCAAGAAGGAAGAGGCCAAGAAGGAAGAGGUCAAGAAAGAGGCAGCCAAGAAGGAGGCAGCCAAGAAGGACCCCAAAAUUGAACCCCCCAAAAAAAAAUUCGUGCCCUCGGUGCUCAAACAGAAGGAAGCCGCCAUGGCCAAAGCGGUAAAAGAAGUGAAAAACGAAAAGGUGGAACUAUUCCCGGACCUCCUGCAAGCAAAAAAAUCGACCAAAACAGAGAAAGAGAAAAAAAAAAACCAACCACAAAAAAAAAAUAAAAAAGAAAAAGCAGAAAAAAAAAAGCAAGAAGAGGAAGAAAAUAAUUUCCCUCCAAUCGAGGAAGUAGAAAAAAUCCACUUCAACAUUUUUGGCAUUGUGGACAUGAAGAAGGAGUAUGAACGGAUUAUGAGGAAUUCGGACAAGGUCAUGGAAAAGUAUAAAAAUAAAAAAAAAUUUGACGACACCAUGAUUCUUU